AGCAAUUCUGUAGAACACUUUGCGUAACGCAGUUAAAAUGGCAAACGAUCCUAAAGAUAAAGUAAUCGUGAUAACGGGAGGAGCGAGGGGCAUAGGAUACGAGAUUGCUGACCAGUUUCUGACAAACGGUGCAAAAACUGUUAUCAUAUUGGAUCUAAUCGAUGCAGUUGGUGUCAAAUCAGCCUUUACACUAAACGCUAAACACGGUAAAGGCAAAGCUGUCUUCAUAAAAUGUGACAUCACGAGAGAUUUAGACAAAGUUUCCAGUGAAAUAUUCCAGAAAUACGACGUAGAUGUGCUUAUUAACAAUGCAGGAAUUAUAGAUGAGUUUUCAAUAAGGAAGACAAUUGAAAUUGAUUGCAUUGCAUUAGUGGAAUGGAGUAUGAAAUUCUGGGAGCAUUGGAGAACGGACAGAGGCGGUCGCGGAGGCACAAUAUACAAUGUGGCCUCAAUAUAUUCAUACGAAUAUGAUCCAUUCACAGUAUUCUACAAAACUGCAAAGCAUGCAGUUAUGGGUUUCACAAGAUCUCUUGGCCAUCCCUUCAACUACGAAAAGACGGGUGUCAGAGUUAUUGCCAUAUGUCCAGGUUUUACUGACACAGUAAUGCUUAAUGUUAAAAUAUGGGAUAUACACAGAGAAGCAUCCGAUCAAAACGUAUCAGAAAUGAAAGUGCAAACACCAGAGACUGUUGGUAAAGCUGCCGUGGAGAUCUUCAAGGUCGCAAAGACAGGAGAUGCGUGGGUCGCAGCUAACGAUGAACCUAUUCAUUUGGCUCCAAUGUGUUAGAUAAUUGAAAGGAAAUAUUUUUAGUUAAUUCAUUAGUUUAAGAUUUUCGUAUAUUAUGUAUAAUAUAAAUAAAUAA
Messenger RNA from Spodoptera litura, 863 nucleotides. Its product is annotated as alcohol dehydrogenase 1-like. The record is from RefSeq and is a predicted model, not a curated record. Gene Ontology annotation, molecular function: oxidoreductase activity, acting on the CH-OH group of donors, NAD or NADP as acceptor. Gene Ontology annotation, cellular component: cytoplasm. NCBI's taxonomy places the organism in Eukaryota, Metazoa, Arthropoda, Insecta, Lepidoptera, Noctuidae.